This is a messenger RNA of Dictyostelium purpureum, 963 nucleotides long. RefSeq lists its product as uncharacterized. NCBI's taxonomy places the organism in Eukaryota, Evosea, Eumycetozoa, Dictyosteliales, Dictyosteliaceae. The transcript has 2 exons. The coding region runs from base 1 to 963 and encodes 320 amino acids. The record is from RefSeq and is a predicted model, not a curated record.
AUGAAGUUUAUUCCAAUAUUAUUAUCAUUUAUUUUAUUAUUAAGUCAAGUACUUAGCGAGGUAGCUACCUAUUCAUCCUAUGCUUUAUGGAAUGAAAAUGGAGAAGCAAUAAUUGGCUUGUUUAAUUUACCCACAGGCGAAACUAAAGUUUUAUACACCAUAAGUGGCUACCAACAUUUUAAUACAAAUCAAUAUUCAACAUUCAACAGUCACACAAAUAUGAUUUCAUUCUUAGUAUACAACAAUUCAAGUAAAAUGUAUUUAUAUCAAUUUAAUAUACACAAUCAUGGUUUAUUCCAAAUUCCAGUAGAUUUUUAUCAAACUCCAGAGGUAUAUUCAAUAAUAUCAUCAAAUAGUACAAGCGAGGAGGAUGAUUUGUUAUUUAUUGUUCAAACUAGCAAUGGAGAUACAGCAAUUGGUAAACUAAAUGAAAAUACUCACACUAUCGUAAUAGAAAACAAGUUACAAGGUAUUUUUUGUGCUGCUGCAUUCGAUAGUAAAGCAAAUCAAUACUAUACUCUCUCGGUUGUGAAUAAUAUCAAUGUUCUCAAUGUAUUUUCAAGUGAUGGAAAAAGCAAACAAGGAACUGUUAACCUUAAAUUCCCAAACCAAAAUUCUUUAAAUAUAUCAAGUUACCCAUAUAAUUUAGUUUAUUUAGAAAGCUUUGAUACUUUUUAUUUUUGGAUGGAUAUCGAGGGCACACCAUCACUCUUUACAAUGAAAAAUAGUAAUAUUAUCAAAGUUAUUCCUGGUUCUCAAUAUAUUUUCGAAAACUCAGUAGCCUAUGCUAUGGCUAGUACAAAUGUUGCAAACCCAAAUAACCAAGAGUUUUUCCAAGCUGUCUCAAUUCAACACAGUAGUUAUGCAGGCAAUGCUGUUUUAAAUACUUUUAACUCUCAAUCGAAAUAUGUAAAUAGUUAUCCAAUUAAAGUUUUACCAAUUAAUAUGUGGAUUGCCAAUUAG